GAGAUUUAAGACUAUUGCAAUAUUAAUUAAUUGGAAGAUUAUCAGCGUUUGGCGCUUAUUGCGUCAACAAAAGUUACUAGUACGUUUACUAUGGAUAAGUUUGUGACAAGAGCCCCGACAUGGCAAAAGCUAACCUAUGCAACUGCGCUUGAAAAAUCCCGAAAAGAUGUUCAGCCGACAAAUAAUUGUAUGGUGAAAAAGAAGCCACUGCGAGAAAGCCAAGUGAAACAAACCGAAAUGGUGGAGAACUCGCCUGUGCGAAAUAAACGUCGAUUAAGCAUUCGGGAUGAGCGAUUGUUGAAAAUUUUUGCAAGCAAACCUGACCAGCCAUUGGUGCCAUCUAAUGAGGACAGUGGGCUCAGUAGCUCUUCCCAAGGAUCCAUAGAAAAUUUCAGUUUUCUUGUACAUGGAGCUGACGACAGAGAGUCUUUGCCUGGGAAAGCAAAAAAACCUGUGCGAAUUGAGCGACUAUGUGAGCAGCGCCGAUGUAAUGCGUUCACAGCAAAAGCUCUUGAUAUCCGAAACGCCACCAGCAACUUUCAAAGAGGUGGUACUUGAAAGCAACCAAAGUAACUCCGUUGCAACUUCUUCUAAAACUGCAAUAAAUUCCAAGGCAAAAUCAACGGACAGCAACACAGCUCCUCAAGCCAGCCUUAACAACGUCGAAGGAACUCUCACGCAAGAGCCUACGACACCCGCAACAACUAACCAGAAUCCACAAAUGGCGCGCAUACAACGUGAUCUCAAUAGCCCUUCUGCCACAGUACGCGUGCGAGCAAUGAGGGCUUUAAAAAAUCCCAAUAACGCUGCUUAUACCAACUUUGACGUACCACAUGAAGAACAAGAUAUUAUCAGUGUAGAGGAACGCCAACCACCUCCACCGCCUUCGAUCGAGGAGCUAAUGCGUGACAUUGUGGUUUAUGUAGAAGUACGUACCGGCGAAGACAAUAGGUCUGAAGGUGUAAAAAAAGUAAUUUCCCAAUUAGGCGCACGCGUAAAUCACAAACUUCUUAGAGGUACAACACAUGUGAUAUUUAAAGAUGGUCUGUUAUCCACAUACAAAAAAGCUAAAAACUGGAAUAUACCUGUCGUUUCGAUUUUAUGGGUUGAAGCCUGUAAAAAUAAGCGAAUGAUUUGUGAUCCGAACGAAUAUCCCAUAUCGAAUAUAGAUCGCUAUGAAAAUCCAGAACUGUACGACAAAAUGAAGGCAAUCGCUACUCUUGGUGGCCUGCAACUGAAUCACUGUGUUAACGACCAUACUACGCAUGUGGUGAGUUACGAACCGCGUCGAACGCUGAAUCUACUGCGCGGUCUAAUACGUGGCCUCUGGAUUCUCGAUUACAAAUGGGUAGUAGACUCACUUAAAGCCGGUUGUUGGCUAAAUGAGGAAGAAUAUGAGUUGAGAGUGUUUUCGCGCGCCGUCGAGAUUUGUCGCACCGAACGUCAAGCUUUUGGUAAUACCUACAAAUGUGAACUCUUUACGGAUUUAGGUGCCUUUUACAUAUCAUCGCGUUGUGGUCCCAUCUCAAAGGAAAAUCUAAAAGAGCUGAUUGAAUUAUGUGGCGGCAAAGUGGUCGAUCAUCGCAAACGUGCUAAAUAUAUACUCGGCGAUCCACACAAAUCACUCGAAGAUAAAGUCUACGUAACUCCAUUUUGGGUAUUGGAUAGCAUUACGCAGAUGCAAGUGAUGCGUCAACAAAAAUAUAGCUAUGCGUCGAAUCAAAAUCAAAUCAUGAAGACGCAACCGCAAUUGUCACAGGCAAACGACGACGCAGUGGUUUCAACUUAAUUAUAGAUACAUAGUUGCGCAGUGUGAAAUUAAGGCAUUGAUAAAGCAUCACAAAAAUUUUGUUGGCAUUUUCACAAAAAAUUUGUUAAAAUAUGGAAAUUUUUAUGGAGGAAUCCACUUAGUAAAAUUUAAGAAUUAUUUAGAACUCAUGAACGUUUUCUUUCCAUUGCAAUUGUAGUAAAUAACAUUAAAAAAAUAAUAAUAAAUUAUAUAAUAGUAAGCUAUAUCUUUUGUUUUUAUGUUAAAUCUUGAGUCAACUUGAACACUUUUAGAUCUCUACCAUUAAGACCUGUAGAAUUCAAAAGAUCGUUCAUGAGAUGUGUAGUGUAGAUGUGUAGAUAGCUAUGAGAGAGUUAUCGAUCUAGCUAUUGUUAGUGUACGCUACUUACUACUUGUAAUAAAAAAUCAGAUCCUAAACCGAUUUUUCUUAGGGAAAAAUCCAUCUCAACAUACCUCUAGAUUCUGUUGAGCUCCAUGAAGGAGCCUUAAAAACGUCAACAAGAUAAAAUUUGAUGAAGAGCUGGCAGGAAUGUUAAGAAAAAUCCUCAAUGAGUACGGGAUAGUCAACAUCAUUUACUACAUCGAAAACGAAAGGCUCAUCCUAUUAUGCAAGGAUUUCAGGUUCAUCAAUAGGCAUCUUUACUGGACUCAUAUAUAAGAUCCUAAAAGCGCAGAUAACGUAGCGCAAAGCAUAUGAAUACCUUCUGUAUACGCUCGAUUCUUAUAAUAUGACAUGCAUAGUAAUGGAGACCAGUAACUUAAGCCUAGAACGUACAAUUGCCACAUAUGUAUAUCAGUUUCAUGAAUCGGUGAAUUCCGAGCUCUUUAGUAGGAUGAUGAAACGCUACCCGUAAGUUUCGGAUUCUCACAUUUUUUAAAUGAAACGCAUGGGGCUAAGUGUUUGUUCGAGCUUCUCAAAUUUUUAAUGUGCGGCAUGAAUUGAUCACACAAAUGAAGUGGCUUACGUAGCUUCCGAAUCGCAUCUGUUUUUUUCCGAGAAGCCUUUUCAGCGCAGGUAAUAUUUAAAUAUAUGUAUAUUUUUAG
This is a messenger RNA of Rhagoletis pomonella (apple maggot), 2833 nucleotides long. Its product is annotated as microcephalin. The record is from RefSeq and is a predicted model, not a curated record. NCBI's taxonomy places the organism in Eukaryota, Metazoa, Arthropoda, Insecta, Diptera, Tephritidae. The coding region runs from base 407 to 1789 and encodes 460 amino acids. The transcript has 6 exons. Gene Ontology annotation, biological process: mitotic cell cycle.